UGGGAUCGGCGGGGCGAGGCUGCCGCUGCGGCUGGGAGUCGGGCGGGGAGGUGUCGCUGCCACCGGCGUCAUGGGCAAUUGCCACACGGUGGGGCCCAACGAGGCGCUGGUGGUGUCAGGUGGCUGCUGUGGCUCUGAUCUAAAGCAGUAUGUGUUCGGAGGCUGGGCCUGGGCUUGGUGGUGCAUUUCUGACACACAAAGACUGUCUUUGGAGGUUAUGACCAUCCUCUGUCGCUGUGAGAAUAUUGAGACGUCGGAGGGGGUCCCACUGUACGUAACAGGGGUUGCACAGGUGAAAAUAAUGACAGAGAGAGAGCUUCUGGCUGUGGCCUGUGAGCAGUUCUUGGGGAAGAACGUCCAAGACAUUAAGAAUGUGGUCCUUCAAACGCUGGAGGGGCAUCUGCGAUCCAUCCUAGGCACCCUGACAGUGGAGCAGAUCUAUCAGGACCGGGAUCAGUUUGCCAAGCUGGUGCGGGAGGUGGCAGCCCCAGAUGUGGGCCGCAUGGGCAUCGAGAUCCUGAGCUUUACCAUCAAGGAUGUGUAUGAUAAGGUGGAAUAUCUGAGCUCUCUGGGUAAGACUCAGACAGCCGUUGUUCAGAGAGAUGCCGACAUUGGUGUGGCAGAGGCUGAGCGAGAUGCCGGCAUUCGGGAGUCGGAGUGCAAGAGGGAAAUGCUGGACAUCAAGUUCAUGUCAGACACUAAAACGGCCGAUUCCAAACGGGCCUUUGAGAUGCAGAAAGCCGCCUUCAGCCAGGAGAUUAACAUUAAGACUGCCGAGGCCCAGCUGGCCUACGAGCUGCAGGGUGCCCGGGAGCAGCAGAAGAUCCGCCAGGAGGAGAUCGAGAUCGAGGUGGUGCAGCGCAGGAAGCAGAUUGAUGUUGAGGAGAAAGAGAUCAUCCGGAUGGACAAGGAGCUGACAGCCACCAUCAAGCGUCCGGCAGAGGCCGAGGCGCACCGCAUGCAGCAGAUCGCCGAGGGCGAGAAGGUGAAGCAGGUUCUCCUUGCGCAGGCCGAAGCAGAGAAGAUCCGCAAGAUUGGCGAGGCAGAGGCCUCUGUCAUCGAAGCCAUCGGGAAAGCAGACGCGGAGAAAAUGAAGCUGAAGGCAGAGGCUUACCAGCAGUACGGUGACGCGGCCAAGAUGGCUCUGGUGCUGGAUGCUCUGCCCCAGAUCGCUGCCAAGGUGGCCGCUCCGCUGGCUAAAGUGGACGAGAUUGUUAUUCUCAGUGGGGACAAUAACAAGGUGACGUCCGAGCUGAGCCGUCUGCUGGCUGAGAUCCCUGUGUCUGUGCAUGCCCUCACUGGUGUCGAUCUGUCCAAGAUCCCCCUGAUCCAGAAAGCCACGGGAGCCCAGGCAUGAGGCUGGCCAGUCCAAAGCUAGUGAAGACAACCCCCCGUUAUGCACUCUUACAUCAACUGCCUUUAACACUUGGGAAAUCCUUUUAUAUCAAAGACAAUUGGAAGUUCAUUUUUAAGCUCUGGUGCCUUAUUUUGUAGGACCAGAAUGAUGCAUGUUAAAUUGGCCUUUUUUUCUUAAGGGGAAUUUAUUUUGUAAGUUUAAUUGUGUGUUGUAUUAGUCUGGAGUGUCGAUCUGAAUCCUCGGUUAUAAUUGGCAGCUUGUCUGGUCUUGCAAUCUUGGUGCCUUGAAGUUCUCUGUCCUCUGUUUGGAGCUCAGGGGCAGAGAGGCCUAAGCUGGAAGCCCGGGGGCUCAGGGAGCAUCCACUGGGGCAGUGAGGAGCGUAGAUGGAGGGGCUUGCAAACUUCUUCCUUAGGGCAGAAGCCUGUUUCUGCAGCGCUCCCAGUGCGUGGAGCUGCUGGAAGAGAACCCUGAGCAGGACGUCCUCUUGUCUGCCCGAGUUACAAAUGUGAUCUAGUGAGUCCCACGUCCUUGCACUCACAACUGCUUUUGUGGUCGCCUGCUGGCUGGCCUCCCCUGUAUGUUCCCCCCAGGGCACGCAGAGUAUAGCAAGACUGCACUGAGCCAAGCCCUCAGGCCCCGUCCAGGCUGGGGGUUGAGAGGGGAGCCACCCUCCGACUUCUUAGCCAAUGCAUGAGUCCUGUCAGCCUGCCGAGAUCUGCCCAGCCUGUCGCCAUGCCAUGCUGCAGCAUAGGUGCGACUUUAUCCGGGGGCUGGAUUCAGUCUCAAAAUGUAGCUGCUGAGGGGGCUACAGUGACGCUCUCUGGCAGAUCUCUGCUCAGGGCCUGGGGCCAAGUUCGGGAUGAGCACGGCCCUGGGAGCGCCCCUUUGGCUCCUGGCUCCUGCCCGCGGUGCACAGGUGCUCUGGAGACAGGCUCUCUGGUGUGUCAGGCAGCUGCCUGCCCCAGUGAGGAGACUGCUUGCAGCCCCACUGGUCAGCAGCAUGAGGCCAGUCUCCUGUCCCAGGUGCGUUACAAAUCCUGCCCUGACACUGGGAGAAGAAGCUGCUCCUGGGGAAGCCAGCUGCCGUUGUGGAAGGGCCACAGGAGUCGUGGCUCCGUUGGCUCCCUUUUGUACACACAGCCUCCGAACGGCGUCUCGCAGCAGCAUUGCCAGCCCUGCUCGCGCUCGGCCGGCAAGGCCCAGCCCAGACACUGCAGCGGGCAGUGUAGCCUCUUGGCUUCCUUCAGCCGGGCCUGCAGAGGCGUUGGGCUGCGGAAUGCUUGAUCUGGCUGGAGCUGUGCAUGCUGAGGCUGGGGAGCAGCCAGGGUGCCGACCUGCUGUCCGUUAGCACGCCCACUGGUGGAGGUGCACCAGGGUCCGGCAGCGUAGGCACAGCCAGGGGGCUUGAGGAGGGAUCUGGGCGUGGUGGAGCUGUAAUCCCUCGCCCAGGUGGGGGGGUCCCGGGGCUGUAAUCCAAACGCUGCCUGAUUGUGGUUUGUUUAAUUUUGUUGAGCACGUGGCCCAGAGUCCUAGAUCCAUCUCCCGCGCUCUCCCUGCCAUUCCCCCCAGUGUGAGGUGCCACCCGCGUCCCAUAGCGGUUGUCAUCCUGGGCUGUGUAGCAAUGUGCAGCAGCCUUUCCUGCCCUCGGGGUGACUGAUCCCGCUGCUGUAGGUGCUUAGCUGUGCCCGCAGGCACUCUGCUGCCGCCAAAGUAUCUUCUCCUGCCAGUGGUAGCCAAGGCUUUCCUCUUUGCCUCUCUUGCCACUCCUCCUCCCCUGGUGGUUUGUCCAGCUCAGGGUGGGCACAGUGGCGUGUGGGUCGCUCCCCCCAGCAGGAGGGCCUCACGCCAGGGCUCCCGGUGCUCUUUGACCUGCCUCAGGCUUGUCUCAGUUGUUUUACAGCCAGGUGGGUGCAGCGUUAGCCCCCCUGCGUAGUCAGUGCUGGGUGAAAUCCCUCCGGGGGGGUGGGGCAGGGCUGAGGCCAGAGCCUGUGCGGCACAGUGUGCUGGUCUGAGGGCCAGGUGGUUGUGGCUGCAGUGAGUGUUCACUCGCCGGUCGGAUUGAUCUGAGUUAUAGGGACCAUCCAGGAAGCUUCACAGGCCCAAAGAGGGGAGCUGUGCCUGGCAUUAGGCCUUGAAAACGCUCUGACCUCCAGUCUCUCACUUGACUGGGUUAGCAAGGACACAGGCACCAUGGCCAGCGGGCAAAGGUGCCAAGCCCAUCAGCAUAACAAUAAAGCUGCUGGUGGUGGUGAACUGGGCCGCCCAAGACCUAAUGCCCACAGGGCCGGUGCCCGUUCUCCCUCAGUCCUCACCUGCUGUUCUGCUCCUGGAGCCUGCAGUGUGAAUCCUGUGCUGAAGUACAGUGCCUGGUUUUGUGACAGCCCCUGGCACAUGGGCACCAGUUUCUUUCCUUGCCAAAGUCAGACUCCCCAGGUCUGCAGAGGAGAAAGUUUACUGCUCCCUGCCCCGGCUGGGUCAGCCCGAGGGGCUCCGGCUGUCUUGUGUGUCCUGUGGAAGGCCCUCCCUGCGGAGCAAACCUGCUGCUUUGAUGGCGAAUGUGCCCUGGUUUCCCACCACCUGUUCGUUCCUCAACACUGGUCUGGCCGUGGGGCAGCUGGUGAAAACCUGUCCGAGCUGUGUGCGCUCUGGCAGGCUGCUCCCCACCUCCCCGCAGCUGGGAGGGCACCUCCCUCUUGGGGAGUGAGCGGGGAGUUCAAGGAUGUGACGGGAGUGUAAUGUAGAGCUGAAAGUGGGUCUGGCAGGAUUUCUGUGAGGAAACACGAGGAGUGAAGGAAUCUCUGGCCUCCUGGGGCUUCUCUCAGGGCUGACACUAGCUCUGCAUCCAGCGAGGAGGAGGAGCUGGCUGGACAACAGGAGGGAAGGGAUGGUUUUAUCUGCUGGCUUGCACAUAUGCCCCAGACACACUACUCUGUAUAUCUGGAACUAGCUUGUUGCAGUGGCAGGCCAGGAGCUGACUGUUCUGUAAAGGCUGUUCAUAUCUGCAUGUAAAUUGUGCAUGCCAUCGUUCUGCUGACAUGUUACAUACUGUAUAAUAAAGAGGCAGCAUGACCAUGCUGCACUGGCUGUCA
Molecule: messenger RNA, 4446 nt
Organism: Mauremys mutica (yellowpond turtle)
Lineage: Eukaryota; Metazoa; Chordata; Testudines; Geoemydidae
Gene: FLOT2
Product: flotillin 2
Exons: 11
Coding region: 71-1357 (428 amino acids)
Biological process (GO): regulation of myoblast differentiation; protein localization to plasma membrane
Cellular component (GO): plasma membrane
Source: RefSeq, a predicted model, not a curated record